Molecule: messenger RNA, 1884 nt
Organism: Culex pipiens pallens (northern house mosquito)
Lineage: Eukaryota; Metazoa; Arthropoda; Insecta; Diptera; Culicidae
Gene: EndoB
Product: endophilin-B1
Exons: 7
Coding region: 254-1345 (363 amino acids)
Cellular component (GO): cytoplasm
Molecular function (GO): protein binding
Source: RefSeq, a predicted model, not a curated record
AAACUUUUACAAAAAAAAUCUCGCGAUACUGCAAGCAAACACACAUUCACAAAGGGAGGAGAAAAUUUUAGUGAAAUUCACAGAUUUCAACCGGAAAUUUCGUGCCGUCACCGUGAAAACCUGCUUCCGUCAGUGCUAUUAGUUGUGAAGAUUCGCUCAGAACAAGCAACCAGAGUUGUAAAACGUAAAAACCAGCAAAACUUUCCUUCUCUAGUCAAAAUCGUCUGCGGGGGGCAACACCAGCAGCAUAAAAAUGAAUAUGAACAUAAAAAUGCCAGAUUUCGACGUGAAAAAGUUCGUCAAAGAUGCGGGCUCGACACUUUCCCGUGUGGUUCAGCUCACCGAGGAAAAGCUGGGCACGUCGGAGAAAACCGAAAUGGACGCACACUUUGAGCACCUGACCGAACGAUCCGAUUGCACCCGAACGUGGACGGAGAAGAUUGUCCGAGACACCGAAGCGGCCCUCAUCCCGAACCCUGCCAAUCGGGUGGAGGAUUACAUUUUCGAAAAAAUCGAAAAGCAAAAGUCGAAACGGCUCAGCAAUCUGGAAUAUCUGGGGCUGGACAUGAUCGAGGGUGGAGGUGAGUUUGGCCAGGACGGUCCCUAUGGCAGUGCACUCAUCAAGGUGGGACAGGCUGAGCAGAAGCUGGGCUCAAACGAGCGCGACUUUAUCGGAUCGGCCGGGAUGUGUUUUAUUCAGCCGCUGAAGAAGUUCCUCGAGGGUGAGAUGAAGACCAUCACGAAGGAGAAGGGCAUUUUGGAGAGCAAACGAUUGGAUCUGGAUGCAUGCAAGAAUCGGGUACGAAAGGCUAGGAGCAUGCUGGGACAGCAAACGAAGGACGGAAUUUCGCCCGAGGCUGCUCUCGAACAGGCGGAACGUGACCUGCGAGUGGCCCAGUCGGAAUUUGACCGCCAAGCGGAAAUAACGAAGCUCUUACUGGAGGGAAUCAGCACAACCCAGGCCACUCAUCUGCGCCACCUGCAUGCCUUCGUCGAGUCCCAGGUUCGCUACUACGGCCAAUGCAACAAGAUCAUGAACGACCUGCAGCGCGAACUUGCCAGCCUGGGCGGCCCGCAGCCGUACGUUCCGGUGGCCGGCUACGAGGAGGACGACGAGCUGGCCGGUCGCCUCAACAGCGUGGACCUCUCGGGCAAUUCCGGCUACAAGCGGGCCCGCGUCCUCUGCUCGUACGACGCCAAGGACGGGACGGAGCUCAAUUUGACGUCGAACGAGGUUAUCUUCGUUUGCGAGUGUAAUCCACCAAACAGUGACUACAUGAACGGCAAGCAGGGUCUGCUGAAGGGGCUGGUUCCGAAGGCGUUCCUCGAGCUGUUGGAUGACUAAAUUGCGAUUAGCGUGUAAAAGAGAGUCUGGAUUUAUUUAGUGAUUAUUCAUUUAAGGAGUUUACUUAAUUUGCGAAGCGAAUCUGAAUAACAAAAACAUGAGAUAUUUAGGUAUUAUUGCGUUAUUUUAGAAAUUUUUAUAUUGUUUUUUUUUCAUGAGUUUUUUGACGAUGAGUGUGCAAAAGUUAUUGCCAGUUUUUAUUAGAGUUUUUAGAAGUGCUUAGAGGCGAUUCAACCGUUGUUACGCCUGGUUGCGUGUUACAUUUAUAAUAACGAGACAAACAAGAAAAGCAUAUUGUUCUUGCAACAGCUUCUAGGCCAAGCACACACACCAAAACUAUCAUACCCAAUGAUCACCGGAAACCCAGCUUUUCGGCACCGAGCAAACGGCGUUAAUUAUGCGAAUGUGUUGAAAGUCGUCAGACAAGUCACUAUUUGGUCAAUUAUUUUUAAAACCGCCGCCACUAUCGAACGCGACAAAUGAACGAAAACAAAACGUAAUUGAUAACAACAAUAAGAGAACAAUAAUAUUAACAAAAA